AUGAGUGCUAUGGGCGAGUAUGGAAGCGCUUUGCGCAACGGCCGCUAUGCCCAAAUUCUACUCUCCAAAGCAGACAGUGUCGAGUCUCAGCAAGCUCCGAGCUCGACCUCCGGUUCCGUAUCCGACCCUGCUCCGGUGGCCGGGGCUUUAAUCAGGGCCCUCGUCACUCGGUUGGCUUCUUCCGAUUCUGGGUCCGACUACACAGCCGAGACAACGGCAGAUGUCCCACAGGUUCUAUCAGUUGGUCUCGCUGCCUUGAAUGCCUUCCUCCAAGUCAAUGUCACUGGCCCUGUUCUCCCUGAGUCGGCUGCUCUCAGUUCCCUCUUCACCAAGGAAUGGGCUAGUGUUCAAUUGAACGACACCAAAAAGUCCCAUGCUCAUCUCCACAAGACUUGCCUUAGCUAUCUCGAGGUUGAUGGCGUAUCACCAUACGCCUAUAUCCCUCACUUAGAGCUCUUUGCCCUGGCACGAUUCAUAUUUACACAGGAACUUAACCAGGCUACUAAUGAUAUCGUUGAGAUUCGUUCCGAAGACCAGCCUCUCAAGUGUAGCCUUGCUUGGACACGACUUCGAGUCGACGUAUGGCACUACAAGCUCCUGACACAACCCAGCUUGGGACAUGGCUCCAACUUUGCUCGAAGCUCUCAGUGGAGUGACGUGCCUACUCUGGCAUCCAAGAUUUUGGCUGGCAUCGAUGGUGUACGAGCACAGAUUCUUGGAGAAGAGGUUUGGGCAUCGGACAAUGAUGCCUGGAGUCGCGAAGAAAAGGUGCAGUUCCUUGUAGAAGCAGCGAACAACUACAUUCUGCUAGGUCGUGACGAUAAAGCCAGAGAAGCUCUCAAGGAGGCAUCUCAGACAAGUGGCCUCGAAUAUGCACUCUCAGGUGCUCUAGGAAAAAGGACCAAGUUUCAAGAAAACAGCAUCAGUCAGCUUGUUGUUUUGGCCAAAAGUGGCGCCGAACAACAGGCUGAUAGCGUGGAGGAGGAAGCCAAGCCAGAUGCUCUCCAGCUGAACGAUGAUACUCUGCACGAGGAGAUCCAGUUCUCAAAGGAGGAGAGUGUAGAAGAUAAGAAGGCCUCUCUUCCCGCUGCCUUGGCCGAGCUUUCGCCUGACGACCAACCUCAACUCUCGCCUCUCGACCAGAUUAUACUUCUAACGGAGGCUACUCUCAAGGAUGCUUUCUCACCUAUAGAUACCUUGACUUCAGCAGAGGUCCUUCCCUAUGCUGUGCGAGUUAUCGGAGAUAAGUCGACUAACUGGCAAAUUUAUACCCACGCCUUGUUGGUCCGUUCUCGAAUCGAGGUGCACCGCAGUCGAACUGUUGAGCGAGGUGUACUUCAGCUCCAAGCUGUGGCGGAUCAGGUUCUGACUGACACAACUGCCGAAGCCCAACAGAAGGCCGAGGCAAAAGAGCAGGAUACUGAGGCGGAUGCUCCAGCCAUCCAAGUCACUGCCCCUGAUCAAGCUCCCGCGCCACUGCAGAGCAAGCCGACAUCUUUCCUCCCUGCUCCAAAAGCUUCAGAAUCCGCCCCUGCACACGUGCGUCUUGAAUAUAUUCACGCCAUCUGCUCUCCCCCCAGAUGGCACCUUGAGUCUGAGCUCGCUUAUGCUUGGGCUGGUAUUGGUUCUUUGGCCUCUGCUCUCGAGAUCUUCAAGCGACUUCGACUGUGGGCCGAAGUCGCUCUCUGUCUCGCCAGUGCUGCUGCUUCCGAAGAUGAAGAUGGCCGUGGCAGUGGCGGCGAAGAGAAAGCCAAGGGAAUCAUCCGAUGGAGGCUGUUCCAUCGCACUGGAGAAACUUCUCCCUCGGAUCCCGACGAUGAGGAUAUUGGCGAUGACGUGACCCUUCUCAAGGCUGCUGACUUUUCUGGACCUGAACGUGAGCCUUCACCACCGAACGCCCCGCGACUAUUCUGUAUUCUGGGUGAUAUUGAGAAUGAUCCCUCUUACUACGAGCGUGCUUGGGAAAUCUCCAAGCAUCGUUUCGCUCGAGCUCAAAAGUCGCUUGGCGAAUACUACCUGCAGAACAAGGAGUGGGAGAAGGCACGCGAAGCAUACAAGAAGGCGACAUCUGUUAAUCGUCUGAGCCCUGAGAUGUGGAGUCGUCUUGGAGAUAUCAGUCUGCGCCUUGCGCAAUUUGGCGAUGCUGCUGAGGCAUUUAACCGCUCUAUUGGGUCUGCGAGCGAUACGGCUGGAGGCGAAGAUGCCCGAACAUGGAGCAAUUUGGGAAGUGCCCUUUGGAGUCUGUACUGCGAAGUCGUUGCCGAGGCCAAGAAGAACCCCAUCACCACCGAUGAAACCCCUGCACCGGUUCCUGCUGAGGAUGAAGAGGACGACGUUGCUCUUACCAGCUCUUCCAAGCCCUCAGAUCGUGACCCGGCAACUCUUGUGAGCCAGUCCCUCACUGCUUACAAGCGAGGUGCUUCUAUCGCUCACGACAACUGGCGAAUCUGGGAUAAUGUGCUCACUUUGGCCUCUCGUGUCCAACCGCCUGCUUUGCCAGACAUGAUCCUUGCUCUUAAGCACAUCAUUCGCAUCCGCAAGACUGAAGAUGCCAUCGACGCAGACGUUCUUGGAGCGCUGCUUCAAGAUGCGGUUCUUUCUGUGGAGAAAACGUCAAGCUCCGGUGUUUACGAUCCUCCUCGUGGAACACCCGAAAGACUACUAAUGCGCCUGGUUGAGGAGGAGGUCGUGCCACUCAUCACAAAGCGAUCGGAGCUCUGGACACUGGUCUCACGACUCCGUGCUUGGAGAAGGGAUUACUCUGGUGCAAUCGAUGCAGCAGAGCGAGCGUGGCGCGCAGUCCUUGGUUCGUCAGGCAGUGGCCUUUUGCCCGGCGCAGCUGCCACUACAGAAGACGAGGCACGAGAUUGGACUGUUGAUGAGGGUGCAUGGACAGUCGUGGUGCAGAGAACCGACGAGCUGGUGUCCGUGUAUGAGAACUGGGGCCCCUCCGUCGAGACUAUUGGCAGCAAGUGGAAGGGUAAAGCCAGAAGCGCAGUGAGGAGUGUGAUGGGCAAGGGCAAGGAACGGUGGGAGGGGAGUGAAGGCUGGAAGGUUUUGGAAAACUUGAUGGAAGGCUUGAGGAUUUCUUAA
Fusarium coffeatum is the source of this 3093-nucleotide messenger RNA. RefSeq lists its product as uncharacterized. The record is from RefSeq and is a predicted model, not a curated record. Lineage: Eukaryota; Fungi; Ascomycota; Sordariomycetes; Hypocreales; Nectriaceae. Gene Ontology annotation, molecular function: protein binding. The transcript has a single exon. Bases 1 to 3093 code for a protein of 1030 amino acids.